This is a messenger RNA of Penicillium brasilianum, 1017 nucleotides long. NCBI's taxonomy places the organism in Eukaryota, Fungi, Ascomycota, Eurotiomycetes, Eurotiales, Aspergillaceae. The record is from the annotation of a GenBank genome assembly.
AUGAACUCGAUUCGCUCCAGGGCGUUGCACGCCCUCAGCAGGUCGCUGCCGCGGGCGGCACGCUCGCAGGUCCGACACUUCCACCCGACCAAACCAGCUCCGUGGAUCAACGAAGCUCUCGAUGCCUCCGCCGGGCUUAUUCACGGCGUUCACAAUAUCACCGGCCUGCCAUGGGUCGCCUCGAUCCCCCUCACGGCUCUGAUAGUGCGAACACUGGUCGCAUUGCCGUUACAAAUGUACAGCAAAGUCAACAUACGGCGCGAACGAGACAUUACGCCCCUCAAGCAGGCCUGGGCAAAUUGGGCUGACUCGGCAAGGAAAGGCCUGAAACAAGGGCAAGACUCUACGAAUAAGGUGAAGGAAAUCAACCGCGAAUAUUUCCAGAAGAUCAAGGUUCUACGGAACCGCUGGAAUAUUUCGCGCAUGUCCAGCUUCGCGCCCGUCCUACAAUUACCGGUCUGGAUCCUUCUCAUGGAGAGCAUUCGUGGCAUGUCCGGGAACAAGAGUGGCCUGAUACCAUGGCUACUGUCUUUGAUUGAAGGGAACCAGGAAGCUACCGAUACUGCCGUCAACUCCCUCCAUUUGACAGUUGAGCCUACCUUUGCGAACGAGGGCGCGCUAUGGUUCCCCGAUCUACUUGCGGGUGACUCAACCGGUAUCUUGCCAGCAGCCCUCGCAGCUUCCAUUAUUCUCAAUCUGAAAGCGGGUUGGAAGGCUACACCACGCACUGAGCUGGCUGAUAUGCCCCGAUUACAGAUGUACCGAGCUUUUGUCUCCAACGGUCUGCGCGUCUUCGUUCAGCUCCUGGCGUUGAACGUGGGCCUGUCCGCGUGGUUCUAUGAGAUGCCAACCGCAUUGUUGAUCUACUGGAUCAGUAGCUCUAACAUUGCCUCGCUGCAGACCUACAUCUUGGAAAAGAAGAUGUUUAUGAAGCCGCCAAUGCCGGUUGCCUCGAGACGCUAUGUCGAUUACAGUAAUCCCGAUACUCCGGAUGCGUUCCGUAUGAAACUUCGCUGA